Messenger RNA from Heterobasidion irregulare TC 32-1, 1934 nucleotides. RefSeq lists its product as uncharacterized. Bases 45 to 1553 code for a protein of 502 amino acids. Gene Ontology annotation, cellular component: nucleus. The record is from RefSeq and is a predicted model, not a curated record. Gene Ontology annotation, molecular function: zinc ion binding; mRNA binding. The transcript has 5 exons. Gene Ontology annotation, biological process: regulation of mRNA splicing, via spliceosome. Lineage: Eukaryota; Fungi; Basidiomycota; Agaricomycetes; Russulales; Bondarzewiaceae.
CCGACCCAUCGUCCCCACCAGCAACUCUUAUCUUGUAUCUAGACAUGUGGAGGCCCGCGACCCGCCAGAUCACAGGGACUAAUGAUGUCCCGCUGGGGAACCGCCGUCGUUUUGGACCUGCCCCGGCAGAGGAAACUGCUCCCCCUCAAUUAGCCCAACCGUCUCCGUCUGCUUACCCGCGGCCCGCUCAAAACGAAGACCGGAGGGUCAAAGAAGAGACUCCGUCUUAUAUACCCGCCGAAGCUGAUCAUGGCGCCCGCAAAAAACGCAGUCGAUGGGGUGAGGCAAAGACCGAUAUACCGGGUCUACCUACUGCCAUCUCGGCGGCUGGCGUCUCCCAGGCGCAGCUCGAUAAUUACGCUAUUCAUCUUCGAUUGGAAGAAAUUAAUCGUAAAUUGAGGCUUAAUGACUUCGUACCCCCGGAACGCGAGCGAUCCCCCUCUCCCCCGCCUACCUACGAUGCUCAUGGUCGCCGCACCAACACGCGCGAGGUCCGCUAUCGUAAAAAAUUAGAAGACGAGCGUAUCCGCCUCGUCGACCGUGCUAUGAAGAAUGACCCCAAUUUCCGCCCGCCGGUCGAGUAUCAUCAGCAGAAGCGUUCCCAGCGCCCCUCCGAAAAAGUUUACAUUCCCGUCAAGGAGUUUCCGGAAAUAAAUUUCUUCGGGCUUCUCGUCGGUCCCCGCGGAAAUAGUUUGAAGAAGAUGGAAAGGGAAAGCGGGGCCAAGAUCAGCAUCAGGGGAAAGGGUAGUGUCAAGGAAGGCAAGACUCGCCCAGAUCAAUUUGCCGAGGACGCAGAGGAAGACUUGCAUUGCCUUGUCCUUGCUGAUACAGACGAGAAAGUUACUGCUUGUGUCAAGAUGAUCAACAGGGUUAUCGAGACUGCUGCAUCUACUCCCGAGGGACAGAACGACCACAAGCGAAACCAGCUGCGCGAACUCGCGGCUCUUAAUGGUACUCUCCGUGAUGACGAAAACCAGAUUUGCCAGAACUGUGGUGGCGUUGGCCACCGCAAGUACGACUGUCCGGAGCAGCGUAACUUCACAGCUAACAUCAUCUGUCGAGUUUGUGGCAGCGCCGGCCAUAUGGCCCGUGACUGCAAUGUCAACAAGGAUGCUAACGCCCCCGCCUUUGGAGGCCCGCCUACGAACAUGAACAAGAGCGGCUUCGAUUCAGAAUACGCCAGUCUGAUGGCUGAAUUAGGCGAGAGUGGGAAGGGGUCUAGCGGCGAUGCUGGAAGAGGCCCCUGGGGCGGAGGUGCAGGUGGGCAUGACAUCACAGGCGGCGGAUCGAACAUUCCUCCUUGGCGUAGGCCCGAAGUUUGGGUCUCAAACAUUAACCAGAAUCAGAACCAAAACGCACUCCAGGGCGGUUAUCGAGCACCUCAACAAGGCUAUGGCGGCUACGGUGGGGCUCCUGGUGGCUACGAUCCGAACGCGCAACAGGCAUGGGCUGGUUACUCGCAGCAAGCGCCAUAUCAACAACCCCAGGACUACAACUACGCUCAAUAUUAUCAGAAUCAAUACGCUCAGCAAACCAGCACCCCAGCGCACUAAAUCACCGUUUACUCUCUCCCCUGUCUAACGCUCGUUCUCCAUGCGUUUCUCACAGCUCAGAACACGAACCACCAUCAAACCUCAUCGGUCUCAGGAGCAUCGAAGGCUUUUGCGUUUGCAGCACUAUGUAUUUCACAUCAGGCCGGUCGGCAGCGUUCCUGGUUCUCUCUUUCGCAGACUGUUACUCAUUUUCAGGUUGACCCCGCUCUACGGAAGCCCCUCUGUAAAUCCAUCUCAUCUUUGACCACUCCAUCCACGUAACGUCACGGUUGCCUUCCUGUGAACUCUCGCGUUGUAGCUCACCCUUAGUUGACUUGGUUGUGUGUUUGUUAUGUCGACGGCACGUUUAAAAAAACUAAUUAAGUGAGCGCAGCUUGUAAA